AUGGGAACGCCGGAGACAUCUCGAGAGCCAUGCCCUGACCGUAUUCUCGAUGACAUCGGCGGUGCGUUUGGAAUGGGAGCUGUAGGAGGAUCCGCUUUCCAUUUCUUAAAAGGCACAUACAACUCCCCGAAAGGAAGCCGUUACGCCGGAGGAACACAGGCGGUGAGCAUGAACGCUCCUCGUAUCGGAGGUAGUUUCGCUGUUUGGGGAGGAUUGUUCUCAACGUUCGACUGCACCAUGGUGUACGUCAGGCAGAAGGAGGAUCCAUGGAACUCCAUCAUCGCAGGCGCUGCAACCGGAGGGUUCUUGGCGAUGCGACAGGGACCUACCGCAGCUGCAAGAUCAGCUGCUUUUGGUGGGAUUUUGCUUGCUUUGAUUGAAGGAGCUGGGAUCAUGCUCAACAAGUUGAUGGCUCAGCCUCAUAAUAUGCCUAUGGAGGAGGGUAUGCCUGGGAUGCCCCCGGGGAUGCAGGGAAUGCCUGGAUUGCCCCAAGGGAUGCAGGGGAUGCAGAUGGGGCAGAUGCAGAAUCAAGGUCAGAUGAUGCAACAGAGCCAGAAUGCUGAUUCUUCGUCAUCAUCGUCAUCGUCAUGGUUGGGAGGGCUGUUUGGUAAGAAGAGCGAGGAGGUGCAAAAGAGCAGUGGGAGUAAAACAGAGGUGUUGGAGAGUUUUGAUGCGCCUCCGGUGCCAUCAUUUGAGUACAAGUAA
This is a messenger RNA of Microthlaspi erraticum, 705 nucleotides long. The record is from the annotation of a GenBank genome assembly. NCBI's taxonomy places the organism in Eukaryota, Viridiplantae, Streptophyta, Magnoliopsida, Brassicales, Brassicaceae.